Blepharisma stoltei is the source of this 1372-nucleotide messenger RNA. Lineage: Eukaryota; Ciliophora; Heterotrichea; Heterotrichida; Blepharismidae. The record is from the annotation of a GenBank genome assembly.
AUGGGAUCCGCACAAGGAAAGGAAGAAAUAAGCUGCGUUAUUCACAAGACUGCAGCAAGGGUUACAAAAGAAAAGUUUAAGAUUAGGACUCAGCAAUCACCAAUAAUAAGGCCAGACCACAGCCAACCAGUUUUGGCCACACCCACACUAUUCCAUAUAAAAGACUACCAAACAAACACCAAAUUCGAAAAUAAUGACACAACUCAUAAGGUUAUUCCAAAUAAUACUUCUUACUCUCUUUUUAAAAUUGGAACAAAAAUACUGUUCUGGGGUUUAAUUUUUUAAAAAAAAUAAAUAAAUUUAUUUCUUGAAGUUUAAUUUCUUUUAUGAAGAAUUAAUUAAAACAUUAAUCGAAUCAUUUUUAAAACUGUGUGAAUAAUAUUUUACUCUUUCUCAAUUAAAUUAGGUAAAAACUAAUUUUAAAAAUUAUUAUUUCAUCUAUAAAAUUUUCAUAAAAAAAUUGUUCCAAUUUAAUGGGGUUAAACAAAUUACCGAUAUUUUGUUCCAAUUCAAAGAGAGGAGCUAUGAGAAAAAUAUUCAAAUUCCGAAUAUAUAUCAUAAAGAUUAAAAUUUGCUUAAAAUCCCUAUAAAAUUCCUUUAUUUUUAAUCCAAAAUAAAAAUAAUUUUAAUAUUUCAUUGAAUAAUGAUCUUAAUUAAAUAUAAAAAUAAAUUCAAGGCCAACUAAACUAAACAUAAGAUUACUCAAAAAUAAAAUAGGGACACAAUCGCAUCCCGUUUCUAGAAUUGGCUCCCCUACUUCAAAAGGAACCCUUAAUAUUGAUGAUUCACUUCCAAGCUUCAACUUGAAAUCAAAUAAUAAUACCCCAAUAUUUAAAGAAUCUUCUCAUCAUGAUACCCAAACAUUUGACUCCAAUUUUUUACCAAUUUCAAAAUUUGGUGGUGAUGAAGGAAUUUCUCCUAUACCAAAAAAAUCUAUGGCGAAAAGUUUCAGCGCACUCAAAGCUUUGAAGUCUACUUCACUUCCUAUAUAUAACUCAGGAGAAGGAAAAAUGAGCUCGCCUAUAAAGAUUUUUAACACAAGAUUAGAUACUUUUACAUAUUAGUUUUAAUUAUAUUUUAGCAUUAAAAAACAAGACAAGGCUGACCUUAAAAGUUAUAGUCAAGGGCCGGUGAAUUCAGAAGCUAUAAAAAGUAUAGAAAACCCUUCACUUAUAUUUGAAAACCUCGACUUAAAAAAAGUAUCAAAAAGACGUGAAUCAUUCAGAGUCAACACUAUUUGUGAAGUCAUUAAAAAUCGCAGAGGAUCAUUACAGCUUAACUAUGAUAUACAAAUUCUCCUUAUUUUUCCCUAUUAAUAAUAUAAAUAUUUUUUCUUGGAAAAUUCACUAUAGAUUCUUAUAGAAAACAAUAA